Frankliniella occidentalis (western flower thrips) is the source of this 4566-nucleotide messenger RNA. RefSeq names its product RING finger protein 11 (gene Rnf11). NCBI's taxonomy places the organism in Eukaryota, Metazoa, Arthropoda, Insecta, Thysanoptera, Thripidae. Bases 282 to 749 code for a protein of 155 amino acids. The record is from RefSeq and is a predicted model, not a curated record. The transcript has a single exon.
UGUUGCUUUUGCACUGGAGGGACAGGGACAGAAAGCAAUCUCUCUCUGGAACGACUCAGAUUGUUGCCUGUAGUUUCGGACGUCUUCAUGAGAACAACUGUGAAGAAAGGUCCAUAGCCCUGGUUCGCAGUCUGCUUUGUCGUCGUUCGUGACCAUUGGUGGCCUUCAAGUUUUGUAUUGUGGACAACAACAGGCUGAGUGGUUAAAUGACUUGAACAGUCCGGAGAGUUAUGCCCCUGGUUUCAAUUUGAAGCUUCUGGUUUCAAGUUUGCGAUCUCAAGAUGGGAAACUGCUUGAAAGGAUCAACUACUGACGAUAUUUCUCUGUUGCGAGGCAGUGACAGUACUCGAGAAUCCUCAUCUAGCGAUCAGCUGGGCCCAGUGGGUCUUGUUGGCCCCCCGCCUGUUUAUCAAGAAAAUGUUCCCGGAGUUCCAGUUUAUUACCCGUCGCCGAAUUUGUGUCGACCUGUAAGUUUUCUUACUGAGGAAGAGCAAGUGAAGAUAGCCAAACGGGCUGGCCUGAUCCAGCACCUGCCCUCUGGGGCCUAUGAUGGCUGCAAAAAGAACAGAGAGUGUGUCAUCUGCAUGAUUGAAUUCAUGGUUGGUGAUCCAGUGCGUUACCUUCCCUGUAUGCACAUCUAUCAUGAAAAGUGUAUUGAUGACUGGCUGAUGCGCAGCUUCACUUGUCCGUCCUGUAUGGAGCCAGUGGAUGCGGCUCUGCUCACCAGUUAUGAGACCAAUGUCAGUUAGAUGUUCGUUUGGUAAACCUUAUCUUUCUGGUGAUGACAUAGGUUUCCAGAGACCUCUAUCUGCGGACAUAUCCUGACUCAUGCUCCAUUAGUAACCUAUGCAUGCACUGCUCUUACUUGGGCUUUCUCAGGCUUUUCAUAUCGGCUUCAUUUUAUAUUUCAGACUAUUACCUCUUCCCAUAGAGUGAUAAUUGCAGUCCGGCCAUAGUUGCUUGUGGUUUAAAUUGUAAGAGUCGGUAAACAGUUAUCAUCACAUGUUAGACUUUCCACUGUACCUAAAAUUUUAAAAGUCUGAGAAGUAUAUCACAAUUACUGUUUUUACCCAGGGCAGAUUUCUUUGAUGAAUAUUGAUGAUAGUCUGCCCUCUGUGAUCUGAAUGCAUAUGGUCUAUUGGAGCUUGUCAGUUGCAGAAUUUUAAAAAAUUCGAACAACUGUGCCCCAUACAGCGUCAUAGUCUUUUCUGUUUUGUGGCAUGCUGCAAUUUUGUAAUCUGUGAUGUUUUAGUGUUUAUUAUUAUGGUUCCUUGACUUAAAUAUCCCUGUGUUUUUGUUUCAAGCAUCUGAGGUCAGAUUGUAUGGAUUAAAAUGCAUAGCUCCUCCUCCUUUGACCGAAAAAAGUACAUUUGAUCCCAAUGCUAAGUUAUUUGCUUCUGCUAUAAUGGGGUAUAGUUGUAAAAUAUUUAUCCAUUUAAAGCAACUGACUUGAAUGCUUAGAAGUCUUAUUCUGCUUAUGGCAAGAUCUGAUUUCUCUAGCAGUAACUUUACACUUUACCAUUUUACCACUUAUUUUUCAUUUUUCCCAAAUUGUGCUGUGAUAGAAGGGGAGGAAAAAUGAACUUUGAUUUGAAAAUAUUGUUAUUAGUAUGUAUCCCAAUUGUUUGUGUGUAUGUAUGUGUGUAUGAGAGAGAAGACAUUUAAUUUCUUUUAUCACAUCUCUUAAUGCUUUCUUCUUUUUAAAAAAUGUUGUGACUGCUCUUUUGCUUUGUGUUUUUCAAAACCACUCACUUUUGUAUAUCGUAGGCUGGUAUGACGUAGGCAGCAAUGAUUAUCUUGUGUUUCUUUAUCUUGCCUCUAUUUUGCAUUUUACUUCAGUAACCUCUGUUAUGUCAAAUAACACUUUUCAAUAAGCUUGAAAAUAAAUUAAUUGAAUUUGGAUAAAUUGUUUGUAGAUGUCUUUUACAUCUGGUCAUUUCUUCUUCCGAAUGAUACCAGUUUUGACUGUCAUCUAGACGCUUUUACUUGAAGCUGAAAUGUGCCAUUUUGUGGUACAUCAUCCAAAUGUCAGCUUGCCCUUAUUAGUCUGAACCGUGUGAAUGAUUUUAACACCUACAGAAGUUGCAGUUUUUUAUCUGUUCCCCUGUUUUUCUGCUUAUGUUUCCCGUUUAAAUUUUGUGGUUGAUAUGAAUACCCAAAUUUUUGAAGACCAGACUGCUUCAAAUUGUACUUUAUUCAAGACCAAUUGGUUAAUGUCACCAAUGUUUGACAGUAAGGAGCAAAGACCUAUGACUGACAAGUUUUUUACGUGUAUCCUCUACUGAAUCCUUUUACUACUGUAACCACACUUUCACUGUACUUCAGAGAACAUUGUUACUGUAAUUGCAUAGAAUCAGCAGUGAGUGAACACUGAUUGUUUAGUGUAAAAUCAGUUAAUUUUCUAGUAAAUCUAUUUUGUUUUUCUAUCUGUCUAGGACUGAACAGGAAUUGGAUACAGUUUAAAAUUUGAAAAAUGUGUGUCAAGCGUCAGAAACCAAAUUCUGUUAAUGGUGAUCAUUUGUGUUAGUGACUGUGCUGGAUGGGCCAGUUCCAGAAGGAAACAUUUUAUUAUGGCUUGAGUGACUGUAAGCAAGUUAUUGUAUGUUGCAACAAAGUGUUAUAUCCUAUGAUUUUCUAUUGCCUUUCAGGCUAUUAUUUGUAAACUUAGUGUUCAUUUGGCUCACACUAGUCCUGACUUGACAAUUCGCCUGUAUUUUUUAAAUCUUGUCACAAUCUUUUAGAAAACAUCCUGUUUCUUGGCAUAUGAUUACAGUCACUUCAGUUUUUAAGAAGCAUGUUUAACCGAAGUAGCACUGUCUCGUUAGAUUUGGUGGCAUAAUUUUUAAGUGACAAAAGUGACGGCAAACUACUGCUUUUGUAAGUUUAGCCGGUGUACUUAAAAUUCCAAAUGCUAAGCAAGUAUGCUUUCAUUAAAAUGCCACAUUCAAAUAUGUGAUAUUGAUAUUGCAUCAUGCAAUUAAGGAAAAGGGUUCACUUAAAGUUAGGGUGAAGCCUAAAACUUCUGUAGUUGAUUACUAAACUCAUUUUUAUGACCUUGAAUAUGUGGUUUGGCUGUUAAUAGUAGUGAAGUAGAUUGUAUAGUCGUUAAGGUUGUGUAGAUAUAAGGUAUGACUACUUGAUUCUUCCAAAAUUAGGAAUAGUGGCGCAUCCACUCCCAAACAAGUCCACAGUUUUGGCUUUUUAUGUCUGUGCUAUAAUUUGUAUCUGCGCCAGUGUUACUGUAACAUGGCAUACUUGUUGGCUUUAUUUCCUUUCUCAAAAAGUACUGCUUUAUGGAUUGCAAAGGGGCAGGCAAAGUUUGACUUGAAGGAUUUUGUAUAUGUGUGUGCUGUAUAAAUUAGGUGUCAAAAUUAUGAUAAGACAGCAAUUAUUUUGCAGUACACAUUUUUGACUAUGGACUAAUUCUGGGCUCAUUGUAUUUGUGCACCAAUUUAGAAUAGAUAAGUAAAUGUCUAAUCAGGUUUUUGCUACGAUACUAAUUUGCAUCACAUGAUGUGAAAACCAUUGUAUUUUAUAGAUGUAAUGUUUGUUUGUUUUUCCUACUGAAAAUUGAAUAUUUCCUCAAGCAACCCUGUCAUUGCGUGUUGUUUGAAAGUUACUUGAGGAUUUUUUGGUUACCAUUAUUCUGUUUAUUUUAUAUUUUUCACUCCAUUUUGAGUGGAUGUCUCCUAGAUGGCACAUCACAAAUCAAAUUUUGCAUGAUCAUUCAGUUGUUAAAAUUUCUCAGCUCACCCCUUAUACUUUUAGUUAAUACAACUGGAGUGAACUUCUCUUUCAGCACAUGUCUCAUGUUCUUUUAAAGAAACUCUUUGUUGUUUGCGUAUCAUUAAUUAAUUACACCUCUCUUGAAGUAAAUUAGUGAGAGUCACAUUGUGUGUAGUCUUAACUUUAAAAGUGGUGUAGGUAUUUCAGAAAGGAUGAUUCUGUCUUCUUUUUUUUUUCUGUGAUGGAAUUUGAAAAAAAGAAAAGAUAAGAGCAAUUUUGUUUUAAGGAUGACACUAGUCUAUAUUGUUGAGUUAUUUGAUACUGCGGGUCUGCUUGCAAAUAUGAGCAAAUGUGGUACGUUUGCGUAUGUCUGAAAUAAACUAAAGAGCUCCAUGAAUAUGAAGCUCUUGUGUACAUGUGAUAAGUGUGAUUCAAAAUGUUUACUUUACAGUAAGCGUAUGUUGUGAUGAAAAGUUGACAGGAAUGUUUGUGUCUCCUAUGCCAAUGUUUCAUAUUGUUGCCAAACAUUGAAAGAUGUAAUUCUUGUUGAGGACUAACAUGGUAUUGAAAUUUUAAAAUGAGAGAGUUUUUUGCAUGAGCCAUGAGCCUGUUAAUUUAAUGUUGGUGCUUACCCUUAUUGCCUCAUUUCCUUCUUUUAUAUUUUUCAAAUUUGUUUUAAUUAUGAUUAAAUUUUGUGGAUAUAGAAAUACAUAAUUAUAUUUUUGUAGCUGCCAAGCUUGCAUCCCAGAUAUAUUUCCAGUUGAAGGUGUGCAAGAGAUACUUUUUAUCAUGCUGUGAAGAUAAGUGUAUUGAACCCAAUAAAAUUUUAUGGUAAAAUGA